AAGAAAAAACAUUGCCCUAUGCCCCGGAUUUCCAAAGCACAGACCGGCGGGCUCCGGAGUCCGGCCCGCUUGUGCUCAGCGCGUCCCAGCCUAUCACAAGUGGAAGGCUGCGGCUCCUCCUCUUCGCUGCGCGCGGUCUUCUUCCCGGGAGCUCAGCCGACGGCCAGGUGCUUUCAUCAUGAACAAACGCAGAUACCCAAGUGGGGAUGCAAAAGAGAAACCAGCCAGCUCUUGCAAUGAGGUGCUUGAAAAGCAACAGAGAACUGUGGAGUUCUGGCUGGACAACAGAUCUGUACCAGCUACUGCUUCUACAUCAGGAAUUGAGACAACUUGUGAAGUAAAGGAAGAGCCUUUGGAAGCUACUGUUUCUUCAUCACGAGUUGAGUUGGCUUGUGAAGCAGCGAUAAACAGGCCUACAAGUACUGAUGAUAGAAUUUGUUUGCCUGCUGGCCUUGACAUAGAUCUAAAGGUACACAUAAAGACUGAAAUCGAAGAUGACACUGUAGGCCUAGAUCUGAAACACCCAGGGGAAAUAUCUCCACAUCUGCAAUUGACACAUGAUCCUGGCACUUGGCCUUCUGAGAUAAAUGACAAAACUAGGUGUUUUUUGAUAGGAAAAGGUCCUCAUCAGGAUCUAGAGAAAGAUUAUUCCUCCUAUAAAGAUGCACAUGGCAGACAAUUCAAUGCGAGUUGGUUUCACAAAGUGCUUGCAAAUGGUGAGAAGAUACUUAGAAGCUGGUUGAUCUUCAGUGAAAGGAAGCGGGCUCUGUUUUGUUUUGCUUGCCUCUUAUUCACGGAUAAAUCCAAACCUCUGGCUGCUUUUGCAGAUCUUGACAAGGGUUUUACCAACUGGAAACAUUUGAGUACAGCAAUUCCCAGUCAUGAAACGUCCAGCUUGCACAUGACUUGCAUGGUAAAAUGGACAGAGGUGUCUUACAAGUUAAAAUCAGGUGCCACUGAAAGUCAGUUGCAAGCUCAGAUGAACGACGACACCAUGAAAUGGUGCACAGUCCUGGAAAGGCUGCUAAAAAUUAUUUUGUUCUUGUGUGAAAGGAACCUUUCCCUGUGGGGAGAAGUGAAAAGGUUUGGCGAGCCUCGCAAUGGUAACUUUUUAGGAUAUGUGGAGUUUAUAAGUAAAUAUGAUCCUGUUUUGGAGCGAUAUGUUAAUUACGUAAAGGAGUCUCCAACCAGGAUGGACUCACACUUUUCAAGCAACAUCCAAAAUGAAUUUAUAGCUACUUUAGCAGAGACAGUGAAAACCACCAUAGUGGCUGAAAUUAAAAAAAGCAAAUACUUUUCAGUGAUGAUUGAUUGCAUGCCUGAUUUUUCUCCCACAGAGCAAACCAGCAAAAUCAUCAGGUAUGUGAAAUUGGUAGGUGAUAACUGGACAGUUGAGGAGUCAUUUUUAGGCUUUUAUGACUGCAAGGGCAAAAAUGGAGAGAGCCUGGCAGAGGAUUUAGAAGCUGAAUUAAAACAGGAAGGACUAAUAUGGGAUAACUGCCGAGGUCAGUGCUAUGACAAUGCAUCAGAUGUGGUGGAAUUUAAUGGAGUUCAAUCAAGAAUUUUGGCUAAAUAUGGAUCAUCGUAUUAUGUCCCUUGCUUUGUAUACAGUUUAAAUCUCACAGGAGUUCACGCGGCAUCACUCAUUCCACAAUUUCCCACAUAUUUUGGCACUUUGCAGCGACUUUUUGAAUUGUUUUCAAUCUCAAAUUAUUGUUGGGAUAUCAUGAGAAAAAAUCUGAAAAUUUCUAUGAGGCAAGACAGCUCAGCACGGUGGUCAGCAAAAAUGAGAGUUGUAAGAGCUGUCUCCAUGCAGUUGCCUGAAAUCCUCAACACGCUCACUGCCAUCAUGAAUGACACACACAUGCCUCCUGAGUCAGUGUAUCAGGCAGCAUCGAUAAAGCAGCAGAUGUCAAAGCGCUCAUUCAUAGUCAUCAGCUCGGUGUGGUGCCAGAUUUUAAAAGAAAUAGACCGAGUGGAUGUAAAGCUGCGCUCCAAGAAAAUCACUUUAACAGCUGCAUGCGGUCUUCUUAAAACGUUAAUUGAUACUGUGCACGGCAUGAGAUGUAAAAAAAAAUUUGAAGCGAUACUGAAAUGUGCCAAAGAAAAAGCCAGAAAGGUUGAAGUGGCCGCUGAAAGCCUUGAAGAAACAAAGAAAAGAAAACGCGUAAUGUUUUUUGAGGAAAAUUCAGAUGAUGAGGCCGAUACUUUAUUUGAAGAGGACACAUUCUCUAUUGACACCUUUUACAGAACGGUGGAUAACAUUGUCAGCGAACUGGAACGCCGUUUUAACGCUAUGCAAGACAUUGAGGAGAAGUUUUCAGUGUUAACCAUGGAGACUCUAGAAAGGGUGAGCAAGGCAGAGUGUUUUCAGAAGUGCAUGGUCCUUUCUCAAAUGUACCCACAGGAUCUAUGUGCCAUAUCUCUCUCUGAAGAGCUUCUUAGCUUUAAACAUUUCAUUAAGACCGUCUGUCCAGAGGCAACAGACCCAUUGGGUAUCCUGAAUGUCAUUGCCAAACAUAAUUUGAGAGAUAUGUUUCCUAAUAUCGACAGUGCUCUGCGCAUUUUCCAGACGCUUCCUGUAUCAGUGUCUUCGUGUGUGCCAUAUUUUCGUAAACGGAGGCAAAUAAAGAAUUACCUGAGAGCAACUAUGACUGAAGAGAGAUUGAGCAGUCUGGCCAUCCUAUCCAUAGAAAGCAAACUAGCAAAGGAAAUAAGCUUCAAUGCUGUUAUUGAGGAAUUUGCUGCGAAAAAUGACAGAAGACUCCCCAUUCAUUAGAUCCAGGAUCUGCAAUCAGGCCUGCACAUCUAUUGCACCUUUACUAAACCAGAGAAUUUGAGAACAUGGGAUUACAAGACUGGGACGAAAGAGCAAUAAGGCUGUUUGCAUUCAAAUCUACAAGUGUGUAUGCAAUUGUGUGCAUCCCUGUGGGUGCUGAAGAGAAUGGUGAUUUCCUGUUAAGUUGUAUGAGACCCGUAUGACACUUGUCUGCCAUGAAGCAAUAGCCGCAAGAUCAUCAGAUAUAUAUAUACUGGGGAGUCACGCAGGUUGAUUCCAUGCUUUGAUGUAAGUAUGGAAAGUUGUGUUUCAAAGAUAGGGUCGUUACUAUUGUAUUAUUUUUAUAGAUUUAUUUUUAUAGAUUUUGUAUAGACUUAGAGACGAUAAUGCAACCACAGGUGGGAGUUCCACUGUCAGAGCUGGACUGAGCUUCCCCACUCCAUAAGGAAGAGAGGGCUCCACAUGCUUCUCCUAAUUGUGCUGAUCUUACAGUUUACCAGCGAGUAGGCUGGCUCAGAUGGUUCUGAAUAGGGCAGGAGACCCGUCCCACCCUUGUUCAGGAGCUGUGUGCAUUCCGGUUUUCUGCUUGUGUGCAAGGGGGAAACAAGGUCGGAGGCGCCAGCAGUGAUUGCUAAGUAGCAGCUGGGCCAAAGUAGCGGUAUGCAGCUCUUUCACAAGGUCAGAGGAAAAGCCCUCCAGCCCAGCUGCUGCCAGCACCUCUGAGCUUGCUUUUCCCUCGCACAUGAGCAGAAAACGGGAGCAUGCACAGCAGUGUUCCCUCUAACAGGGAUUCCCAGAUGUUGUUCACUACAACUCCCAGCAUCUACGCCUGCAAUGGCCUUUGGCUGGGGAUUAUGGGAGUUGUAGUUCACAAUGUCUGAAAAUUCCUGUUAGGGUGAACACUGAUGCACAGCUCCCAGAUUAGGGUAGAACAGGCUGCUUACCCUAUUCAUAAUCCUAAGAGUGAGCCUAAUGUGUGUUCCAUGUUCGGUGCUGCAGGUUUUCAGUUAACAAGCAAGCCACGUGUUGUUGUUGUUUACAGUUCUCAGAAUGGUGGGUUUGGCCUAUGUUUAGGAAUGCAUCAGCAGUGAGCAUUCUACGGGCUUCGCUCUACUGCAUAAAUGUAAUAUCGUGGUCAGUGAACCGAACUAGCUUUCCAUCAUGAAACCCAGGUUAUGUAUGUGGUUACAGAUUUUUUUAAAAAUAGUGUUUGUAGAAUAAAAAAUCAGAAUUCCCCAA
Molecule: messenger RNA, 4018 nt
Organism: Hemicordylus capensis (graceful crag lizard)
Lineage: Eukaryota; Metazoa; Chordata; Lepidosauria; Squamata; Cordylidae
Product: zinc finger MYM-type protein 1-like
Exons: 3
Coding region: 179-2779 (866 amino acids)
Source: RefSeq, a predicted model, not a curated record